UGGUAAGCCUGAGCUGAAUGUAGACCCAGUAUGUAAUGUUCUCAGUCUGUAAAUCAGCUGUGCAGCAAAGCAAGCCAGUAAGAAAAGGAUAACUGAAAUUCAAAUCUGAAUGGACUUGGGUACUGAGCUUGUACAUAAAUGGGGAAAAGAUUCUCACUGUAUGGGAAAACAAUUGCCUGUAAUUUAAAUUAACUCAAUAUUGGCAAGUGGUAAAGGGGAAUUUCAUUGUGCCUAUUUGGAUAUUAGUAACGAGAGUAUAAUUAAUUCUGAUUUACUGCUGAUAAUGGGGUUUCAUUGUAUAAAAAGAAUAGUUUUUCCUCGUUCUUGUAUUAGAUCUCCAACCCAAGUUGGAGUAUCAAAUCGGAAUGAAGAGUAAGCAAUAUUGAAAAUGGGACGCGUUUGCAUUUUAUGAGUCAUACUUAUGAAAAGUGGGACAUUUGCCUGUACAUAUAAAAACGAGGAGUGUUGAACGCUGCAGAUUCUGUGUGUGGAUUGUCUGUGUAAUGCAAUGUGAAGUAUUUUUGUUGAUGUGAUGGCGAUAUUUCUUACAUUGACUUGAAACACUGCCCCAAAGGGAGGAUGAGCAUUCAAACCUCUAGAUCUCUGCUGUGUUGUUUUCAUGGUGAUCUUGAUGCACCCAGUUUUAGUGAUGAAGGAAAUUCUUUACCCUAAAUAUUGGUAAAUUCUGUGUUUAAAAGUUUGCAAUAUACUGGGAGCAUUAAGAACUGUGUUCAUUCUGAACCUGUCAAUUUUCACUGAUAACAAAUGCUUUAUAAAUGCAUCAUGAAUAACCAGUUUGAAUUUUGACCAUGUACCCAGGCUGUAAAACUAAAUCUGCCUUCUGGUUAUACGGACAGAAAUACAAGUAUUUAAUAUUGUUGAAUUAGCUGUUUUGUGUUCAGCCAUUACUUUGAACUGAAAAUUCUGGAACUACACUUUGUUAGUAUCUUGGAGAAAAGAAGAGUUAAUGUUUGAAAUAUUAAGCUACUUAUCUUUCAGAUGCAAGUCAAGUUGCUGUUUAUUUAUGUUCUUCACUGAAGAAUGAUGUGAGGGAUCCAGGCUGAGGUUUGUUCCAGCUGAAAUUUGAGUAGUUGCACAGAGUGGCAACACGAGGCAUGGAUGAUUAGAGUUCAACAUUGAUGCUACUACAUGACAAAGCAACAGAAUUGGUUUAAAUCUCAAUACUUUUGAUCAUUCGUAUGCAGUUGGUUUUAGUUUUAAUAACAUUUAAAAUGCACUUUAUGUUUCUGCUGCUCAUGGUUGCAAAGUUUCCACUGUGUACUGUUCUUGUCAUAAUCUGAGGCUGGAUUUGUUUAAAAUAAUUGGCAGAAUAAAUUUGUUUGGAAAAGUUCCUUUGUGUCACUUGCACCUUGAUGAACAACGAGUGUUCUUAUAACUUUGGAUAGAGGAGCAUUAAAGGAAGAGUUUGGAAUAUGAAUAGGGGACACAAUCCUGGACACUGACACCUACUGUUUUCUUUUUUAAAAAAACCCUACGGAGAAAUUAUGCCUGUUAGAGUAACCUAGCCUGUGCUGCAUUGGCUAGGUCUGGACGUGCAUUCAGAUUACACAUUCCCAAUGUUACACAUAGGUCACCACACCUCUCAUGCUUGGACCUAACCUGUUCCUAUCUAUAUGUCACUCAUGAAUAGGUACGGCCCAUUUUGUGAACAAACCAAUAGGGAGUUGGAGCUCGGUGACAGACAGAUAGGCUGACCUAUCAGCGAGAACGUCAGGUCCCAACCGCCGGGGCAUCCGACCAAUCAGCGGCCGCUCUCGGCGAGGGGACAACAGCGGGAAAAAAAACGGUUCGGAGAAUGGCGGCGCCCCGUGUCUCGGGGGAGACUUCGGGCUGAGUGCGGCCAGAGUGUCUGAGGUGAUGGUACCAGACAACCUUCGACUCUGCGGCAGGCAGUGAGGGCUCUUUUUCCAUGGGACAUUUCUAUCUCUUGCUGGCCUUUCACUAUCGUUCCUGGGGCAAUUUUUCAGAUUCCCUAUUCCGAGCACUCGGUACUUUACUCGCACUGGGACUUUAUGGACUUGUUCUUUGAUGAUCUAUCCCUAACGGAUGUCCAACAGCAUCCUACUUUCUUAGUUAGAAAGCUGAGUUGAAAUCCCAGUGCAGUGUUCUGGCACCGUCGUAGUGUCCUCACUUCUGAAUCAGGAAUUUUUAAUUCCCACCUAUUACAGAGCAACUGUUGAGUUAACUAUUGGGAGAUGUCACACUCUGACUAUCUGCAGUCUCUUCGAGAUCAGAACAAAUAUCUGCUGCAGAAGCUGAAGCUAAAGCAGUUAAAGAUUCCAUGGAAUGUGCUUGUGCCCCGUGAGAGUUGUGAUGGACCCUGUCGAACUGCCAUCAAGUCAAUGCAGAGCAGAGCUUCUACAGAUUACCAAGGGGACUGCAAUAACAGGAGUACAGAGCAAAAACGUGGAAAUUCCCUAAAGAAUUUGAAGGACCAGGCUCAUUCAGAACUGCCAGGUCCAGACAUGAGUGAAGAUAAUUCACAGCAGCCCAAUGAGAUGGUUCUGACUGAGUCCCAAAAGAGAAGGGAAGCAUCUCGAGCUGCACUAUCCUUUCCAUUGGCACACAGAGGCAGAAAGCAAGGCUGGACCAUUGGUGCUGGAGAUGGAGCAGGCAUGGAGCAGUCAGACUGGUUACUUGGGAGUAAAGCCCGGGUGAUUCCUAACAUGGAACAGAACUGUUCUUUAUCAAUUGGUAUGUCACCUAAAGGUCACCUCAAUGCAGUGGAGACACUAGACUGUGAAUGGAAUAAUCUGAAGCCAGAGGCCAGACCCAGAAGCACCCCUUGCAAGUUGCUGACUGAUUGCUAUGUGUCAAAAGAUUUUAAAUGCUCAACUCCUUUUACCAAGCCCCCCACUGCACCAAGGUUAAUGAGAGAGUCUGUGUACCCUGCUUCAGGACAGCUUUGUAGGGAUGAAACCAACUUUAAGGGAAGCAGACCCAGGCAUCAUUCUCAUUUCCUACAGAACUUCAGUGAAGACCCAAAGCCAAGGUCCAAGCUGGAGCCACCACUUUAUGUAGAACAACUGUUGGAUGAGGGUAAUGAUCGACAGAGAGAGCGAUUUAUCAGAGACAUUCAGAAGCCAAAACCAAUCCUUUUAGAAUCUCAUGAUAAGGUGGCAAAGGUGGAUAUGGGUCAUGUCACAUUCCUGUCUCCGAAAGAGGAGUCCAGCCUUAGGGCACAGGUUCAGGCAGUGCAACCCUUUCUGGGUUAUGAUUGGAUAGCAGGUCUGAUGGACAUUAACUCGCCAAUGUCAGAAAAAUCAGAGCAGUAUUUUUUGGACCUGCAGGACUUCCGACGGGUGAACAAGGAUGAAUGUGUGCACCAGGAAUACAUGGAAGCAGAGGAUCUUGAUUUUCAGUCCACAGGUCAGGAGAAGCUUGAUAUCGACCAUCAUGUUCAUCAAUGCACUCACUCUUACCGUGUUAAUAAACGUCUAUUUGCUGUCCCACUGGAACCAGCAGCACCUUGUCCUGUUUGUAAAACUCCUAAGGCUAAGCAGCCGCACACUCUGGAGGAACCAGCUUAUAUCAGCACUGCCUUUUGGGCUGGAGGAAUACCUUGCCCUCCACCACUCCUAUUGCAAACACCCUGGACCUGCGCAGCACAGUGGAGGCCAAAAAGAUUUCCUCUCCACUGGGCCCAAACCUGCCCAACCUGAGUCCUGCUGCAUCUCGAGUGGCUGGAGGUACCAGAUCCGAUGAACUGCUAAACCGUUCACGUUUGACAGCCUACCAGUUUCAGAGACUAAGACUGGACAGUCCUUAUUCAACAUUCUACUAACACCUAAUGUCCCUGGACAUAUACUUCCAUUCAGUGCCUGACCUUUGAUGGAUCCCAAAGGAUUUUUAAUCUGUUUUUAUCAGUAAAGUCUGGUUUGGGGAUGAGUGUGUGUAGUCACCUUUGAUAGUCCAAGAAAGGAGGGGUGGGGGAAUGACAGAUAGUGUGUUACUAGCAUAUCAGAUCCUGGCUGUACAAAUCCAGUCCAUUUCAAAACAAAAAGAAAUGCAAAUUUUGGAGAGGAAUUAGAACAAUUGUACUACACAGCAAGUCAGUCGAUUGUGAGAGGUGUUAAAAUUCAGUUUGACCAUGAAUUAGAGUUAAGUGCACAUUCUGUUGUCAGCUGUAUUCAUUUCAGUCAGCCAUUGCAGAAUGACAAAAACCCUGUUUACAUAUUUAAUUGUGGUAUCCAGUAAAGGUAGUGUUUUGUUGAAUGAACUCCAAGGAUUUCUUGAUACUGCUAAUUGCGCCAAGGCUUUCUGGAACAAGAAGACAGCUGGAAUCGAAAAUUUCAUUAAGUGAAAUUGAUUGUGUUCUUGUUUGUCUGUACACUAAGCAUGGCUGUGUAUUUGUUUGAGAGUACAAUUGCACACUGUCUGUGCAUCCACUUUAACAGAGUAUGACAUACUAAACCUUCUGUGCUGCAAGCACAUGCCAUUUGCAGUAAGCAAGCAACAAAUUUCAGCUGAAGAAGAGUUAUUUUUAACUUUUUAAAAUAUUGACACCAAACAUUAAAACAAUGAGAAAUCACUGGUUGAAUAAAUAGAAAUGGAAUGCAAAAAGUGAUUACUGGCGAGUAGUAUGAUUGGGAAUGCAGUGUGCCAGCAUCAGUUGAGCAAUGAGAAUCCCUGCGCAUAUGCCCUGAUUGGGCUGUACCAUUGAGGAAUCUACCAGCUUAUGACAAAAAAAGAUGGAAAAUUGCUGAAGUAUGAGGUUGCUCUUCUGACUAGAGUGAUUUCAACAAUCAUGUUGUCAGCAACAGUGGGAGAGUGUCAGUGUCUUCUGUUUGAUCCCAGGUUCCCAUCAGAGAGGAUGGGACUGACUCUUAUCAUCUUAACUAGGGGGUUGCUCAGUCGUGACUUGCUGUGUAAAAAAAAGAUUAACAGGCUGUGAGCAGGUUUGAUUGCUAAUAUCUGCAUCUGAUGUGUUAGUUUAGCCUGUAACUUCCUGUCUUUGUCUGAAAUUGUAACCUGAAUGCUGCAUGUUUUAAUCAUUAAUCACUGUGCAAUGUUCUGACUGCUAGCUGAAGCCUCGUAUUGUUAUCUUUUACAGCUUUUAAUCUUUUGAAGCCUUUGUUGUAAUCAAUUUUUCACUUUGAAACUCCCUCAAUAAAGUAUUCUAUAUUUGUUAAGAU
Chiloscyllium plagiosum (whitespotted bambooshark) is the source of this 5156-nucleotide messenger RNA. Lineage: Eukaryota; Metazoa; Chordata; Chondrichthyes; Orectolobiformes; Hemiscylliidae. The record is from RefSeq and is a predicted model, not a curated record.